This is a messenger RNA of Rhizophagus irregularis DAOM 181602=DAOM 197198, 267 nucleotides long. NCBI's taxonomy places the organism in Eukaryota, Fungi, Glomeromycota, Glomeromycetes, Glomerales, Glomeraceae. The record is from RefSeq and is a predicted model, not a curated record.
GAAUAUCUUACGUGGAACGAAACAGGAGACGUGUUUGUAAUUUGUAAUAUGGACGAAUUCGCUCAAAACGUUUUACCGAAAUAUUUUAAACAUUGUAAAUUCACUUCAUUCGUCCGACAGCUUAAUAUUUAUGGAUUUUAUCGAGUUUCGGAUGCUCGAAAAUCAAAACACGUACGUAGUAAGCACGCUUGCGUAUUUUCCCAUUCUCAAUUCAGACGUGGCCGACAAGAUCUAUUACCAAAUAUUCGUCGUAAAGUAUCAAAGACA